AUGACUGAACUCACCACCAUCACUCGGCCUGUGCCACCGGCAAGUCUUCCCACUUCAGUGCCUGUCUCGAACGAUGAAAUAAACUAUCCUCACUUCCGUUUGCUGAAUCGCCAGUCUCGCGUCGCCCUUUCUCCAUCACCCUUUGAGCUUGAUUCCCAACCACCCCGUCAGUUACUUGCAGUCUCCAACUCUAGAGGAUGGUUUGCGGUUAUCAUCAAGAAAGAGGGCUCAUUCGGUAGUGUCGCCUUGCAGACUGCAGCCGUAGCUGGCGCUGAUAGCGCGUUUACACCCUCGAAUACCAUACCCAUAGAGUCCGCUUCACCCUGCACUCUCACCUUUGCCUCUAACGAUACUCGCCUUCUCCUUGGCCUUGCUUCGGGCGAAAUACUGGUCUACGAUACAUCCCACCUUCUUACAGGGGCACAAACGCAAGCGAAACCUAUUCAUUCCUUUCAGCAUGCCGUAGGUUCAUCAAUCGGUCAAGUUGCGGCCAACCCCAGUACCUCCGAUGCAACUCUUGGCUCGCUCGUCGCAGUGGUGUCGCGGAAUGGACGCGUUUUUGUUCUCAAUGUCCAGACCUUUGCAUCUGAAGGUGGGUGGAUGGGUACUGAUGAGGCAUUCCAACCUACUGCAGUGGCAUGGUCCCCUAAGGGCAAGCAACUUGCUAUAGGCCUUAAAAGUGGCGAUAUUCUCUGUUUCACGCUAGGUGACAAGUCCAAAGCUCAAAAGCAUAUUCCACCCACCGCCCAAUUGCCGCUAACAUCCCUUAAUUGGCUAAGCCCUGGUCAUACUUUCGAGACGACGUAUGGUUCGGAUGAUCCUCAGCACCACAUCGUUUCUUUGGACACCGCUUCAUCCACAACCAGCUAUGGAGUUCUCUCUUAUCCCUAUCCUACUGCCGACCGCCCGCAGCUCAGCUUUACCGUGUCGCUACCCAACUGGAACUUUGACCAAGGCGAUGGUUCGAAGUCGUUGGUGCUUUUUGGAGACGUUUGUUCAACAGAUGUUGAAGUGAUGGGUCAUGUUGGAUCUAAAUGGGAUCAACAGUCGAGAGAUGACAGUUCCAUCGCAAUUCCAUUGGACAAAAACUACGAUGAAACGUUUCUUCUGGGUUUGGUUGUCGACUUGACCUCGACAACACCUGCGCCAAGUGUUCUGGCCUCGGGGGAAUCAGCCGACUGGCCCCCUGCUCCUAUACUAUACGCUUACCUCAAUGAUGGAACGAUACAGGCAUGGCAUAUUACACAAGCUAAGCCAUAUGCGGGGAUGGUCGUGCCGUCUCCUGCUACAUCCGAUGCGACACCGUCGCCUUUGAAUGUAUCCAAUAUAGACAAUAUGGCUCCGGAGCAAGUGAUGCUGACUCCUGCUCCUCCAGUAACAUCUAGAACGCCUAGUAUCGAAAUGGAUUCGACUUCGUCUAAUGCAUUCACUUCACAACCCUCUCCGUUUGCGCAGAAUGCGGGUACCUCUUCAGCGUUCACGCCCCCGUCUUCAGGUCCAACGUCUCAGGCAUCCUCUCCAUCUCCCUUUGGACAAACUGGCUUUAAUUCUGCAUUCGGUCAGCCCUCGGCGUUCGGUCAGAAUAACGCACCUCAAUCAGUCUUUGGGCAAGGGUCGUUCAGCCAAAAACCUGCGUUUGGUGGGAGCCCUCCACUAGUGGGAGGGUUUUCCUCUUUUGCCAAUUCGGGCGCAUCGACAUUUGGUCAGAGCGCUUUUGGGGGGUCUAGUGUCCCAGCGAUUACGGUGACCAAGACGCCGUCCGGAGGGUCCCAAAAUGACGACAUGCAAGCGGAAGCCACGGCCACAGAGCCAGACAUUUCUUUCGGAGGGCUGUCACUCGACAAAGCGGAUGCACCUUCAAGUGAAACAAAACCAGGCGUCAACAGUAUCUUUGGCUCUACCGCAUUUUCCGCUCCUACUCCAAACACAUCCACAGAGCCAUCUACCGGAGGCUUUAUCAAACCAGCUUCAGGCUUUGGAGCGUUCAGUGGGUUAGGUCAAGCAACAAAAUCAGAGACUCCCUCGGGAUUUGGUGCCUUCGGCAGUGCUAGCCCCAAAAGCAAUCCAGAACCGACAAAGUCAGAAACACCUGCGUCGAUAUUUGGUUCCGCUGCGAAGCCAGCGGCGCCGUCGUUCGGUCAACCUUCGUUUGGGCAGCCUGCAUUUGGACAAUCUUCUUUUGGGGGUGCGAGUUUGACGACGUCUGCUUUCGGCACUACAGGCUUUGGCAAGGCUCCAACUGUGGCCACGGCAUCGCCUCCCUCAUCCGGCGGUGGCUUCGCUUCCUUCGCCAAGCCGACCCCGGUAACAUUCGGUCAGACCAGUUUGGCGUCCGGCCCAAAAGAAAGCGUCUUCAAAGGUACUGCAAUCAACCAACCCACUGAUGAUCAACCCAAACCUCAGACGGCGUUCGGAUUUAGAACCUCCCAAAGUUCCAAUGUUUUUGGUGGUGGUUCCUUCAACGCUUCGGCGACCUCCCAGUCAGUCUUUGCUAAACUCCCUGAGACACCGAUGAAAACUACAUCGUCGGCAUCGUCUUCACCAGAUUCAAAUGGCGCUGCAAGGUCUCCAUCGGCGAAGGCUGAUGACGAUAGUCCUGUGGCUAAACCAUCUGCGCCUCAGUCCGCUUUCUCCUCAUCACCUUUUGGCACUCCAUCUAGCUCUGCAUUUAAACCUGCGAGUGGUUUCGGUGCAUUUGGAAGUACAACACCUACAUCUUCACCCUUCUUCAAAACAGAAAAAACAGUGUCAGCGUUUGGUAGCGCGUUUAGCACUCCCGCCCCGGUGUCUCCGGCCGUGAGUGCAUCUGAGUCCCCAAAGUUCGGUAUGUCGUCUAGCCUUGGGCAGAAGCCUGGCGUCUUUGGCUCCCCGUCGACACCCCCUUCUACAACCCCCAAGGCGCCUGCACCUGCUGUCGGCGCAUUCGCUGCGUUCAGCAAAAGUCCGAACGCCUUCUCCGCCUUUGCGGGGCCACAGAAAUCGUUCAAGGAGCUGUUAGCUGGGUCGGACAAGGGCGAAGGGUCGGACAACGCGGAGCCAACUAUAACUACCGCUCCACAGGUAUCUCGAAAGCAGUCGACCGAUGAGCCAAGCCCUUCCAAGUCACCCAUUCCCCCUCGUACGCAAACACCAUCUCUGGAGGAUGCUUCCGUGUCUCGCCCGGCGAGCAACGACGGGGAAAGCAAAAGCUCGACCGGCCCUUCGGAUGCCAAUUCCCUUAGUUUCACCUCCGUCUCUUCGGGAACUUCUUCUUUUGUUGAUGUCACCCGACAAGAUGGGGAAGCAGCAAAAUCUGGUGACGAGUCGGAGGAAGUACAAGACAGUGAGGACGAGGGCUCGUUUAUCUCUGAGCCUUUUAGCUCAGAGGAGGGUUCAAAUGAUGGUCAUUUGGAGGAGGAGGCAGAACACAAGGAGGACUCACAAGAGGAUGUGGAGGAAGGAGAAACGCAAGAGGAGGAGGAGGAGGAGGAAUCUGCGGGAGAGAGAGAGGAAAGCGAAGCGGAGGAGGAGCAAGAAGGGGAGUCUGAUGCCUCGGUCGAUCAUGGCCUUAGAUCUCCUUCUGCAACGCCGACAGCAGAAGUGCCCGCCGCGAGACUAUCCAAGUCUCCGACGCCGACACCGGAUACUUCUAGAGGAAGCACGACACCACCUGAGUCGCCCCAGAAACCAUCGGACAGUAUUCCUCCCUUACCUGCAGCUCCACCGACCCCAGUAUUUGCUUUGCCCUCGCCGUCACCAAGCCUUACGGCCCCACGACCUAGUACGAAGCCAACGCGCAGUUCCCCUCUCGCGAAGACCCCUCCUUUGUUGGGCGACCCCGAAAAGCCGCAGGUUAAGGUCGAGGAUGCGGCGUUGAAACCCAAGCCAGCGUCCCCCAAGGGUAUCUUUGGCGUCCUCCCGGCCGCGAAAGUAGAGGCACAGAUCUCCGCAGAGGGCGAGGACUCGAAGGCUAGCAGACCGAAGACGCCUCCUCUUCUUUCCUCAUUCGGUGCUCCGAAACCUGUUACUCCCUCGAUCUUUGGUGGGCAGCCAACGUUCUCUGCUCCGUCGUCUUCGAGUCCUUCGGCUUUCCCCUCCACACCUUCACCCCAGAGCCAAACACCUGGCACUCCAUCGUCUUUCUUCGGAUUAUCUCCUGCUCCUCAGAAUGCACCUUCACCUUUGGGCCGAACACCGGGCACACCGACCCCUUUCUUUGGAAUACCUCCUGCUCCUCAGCAGGCUCCCUCUCCUACCCCAAUAUUUAGCAUGGGUAGUUCCGCCGCGAAGCCCGCGCCGUCGUUGUUUGGAGGACAGCCCAAACCGCCAACAAGCUCUCUCGCCCCACCGCCUCCUAAACCAGCCCCUCGCCCUCAGGAGGCUCUGGAAAAUGGGAUGCAGAAAGAAUGCGUGUAUCUGUUCUCGAGUUUGGCCAAAGAACUCGAAGAACUUGGCACACUCGCGCGGGAGGCAAUCAAGAAGAGGGAUGAAUUUGGGAAACCUGCGUCCAUGGUGCACCGCACGUCCGACUUGCAAAGUCCGGAGAAAUGGGGCGGACUCGACGAGGUGGUUGCGUAUGGCAAACUGCUGAGAACCGUGGAGGCGGACAUUCAACAGCUGAAGGUACUCGUGGCGGAAGAACAGCAGAGCCUUCCGGACUUGCAAACCAGCAUGCUCAAAGCGGGCACGAGAAGAGAAGAGAUUUCGAGGCUUGAUCAAGCGAAGAACGAUGCCGACUUUUCGCAGAUGCUGAAGUCUCGGACGCUUGGACCGGAGCACCACGAAACGCAGAUGCAGCUUAGGAAAGCUAUCCGAGACAUCCGAGACCGUGUUACAAAGCUAGAGCAGCAUCUUGAAGCGUCGAAGGUGAAACUUAGCCGGUCAACCCAAGGCAAACCGGCGUUCAAGGCCCCGUCUUUGGUGACUGCCCAUAGGACGUUCAAAAACAUUGACAUCGCUAUUCAGCAGCAAGCUCACGACAUCGCCGAUCUGUCUUCGAGGCUUGCGAAGUUGGAUAUCUCUAGCCUACGGUCCGCGACGGCGACAAAUUCAGGCUCUCGCUACAGUGGGACAAGGCGAUCCUUCAACGUCACUCCAAACGUUGCUGUGACCACCGCAGCCGCGCUGAAUGCGGAGCGAUCUACCCAGCGGCUCAAGAACCGAUUGUUGUCUCUGCGCAGCGAGCCGCUGAUGAAUACCAAGUCGUUGGCCGCUGACAAGCCGCCCGUGGCGUUCAGCACCCCUGGCAAACCCGCUGCCCCGCCCAUGCAGUCCCCGUCAAUGAACUUCGAUCUGCCGUCAGCGUUCCCGUCAAGCCCAUCGCCAUCGCCGGCAGGGUCAUCGAGUCGGAGAGGCGCGGCGUUCUCGUCGAAGCACUUGAAGUCGGCGACGCUGAAGAAGACGUUCUCGUCCCCAGAUCACCAGCACUCUGCGCCCCCGCCAUCGGACUUUUGGGGCCCGCUGCCGAGUUUCUUCCCGAUGAAGCAGUCGUCCACGCCGAUUGUGCCCAUUAAAACGGCAAGCACGCCGUGA
Pleurotus ostreatus (oyster mushroom) is the source of this 5511-nucleotide messenger RNA. RefSeq lists its product as uncharacterized. The transcript is spliced from 8 exons. NCBI's taxonomy places the organism in Eukaryota, Fungi, Basidiomycota, Agaricomycetes, Agaricales, Pleurotaceae. Bases 1 to 5511 code for a protein of 1836 amino acids. Gene Ontology annotation, molecular function: protein binding. The record is from RefSeq and is a predicted model, not a curated record.